Messenger RNA from Aspergillus sclerotioniger CBS 115572, 648 nucleotides. RefSeq names its product pre-mRNA-splicing factor SPF27 family protein. Bases 1 to 648 code for a protein of 215 amino acids. The transcript is spliced from 2 exons. Gene Ontology annotation, biological process: mRNA processing. Gene Ontology annotation, cellular component: catalytic step 2 spliceosome; Prp19 complex; precatalytic spliceosome. NCBI's taxonomy places the organism in Eukaryota, Fungi, Ascomycota, Eurotiomycetes, Eurotiales, Aspergillaceae. The record is from RefSeq and is a predicted model, not a curated record.
AUGCCUCUUAUCAACGAAUCCCAUGAUUCCCUUCCUUACAUCGAACCGGAGCCUUCUACCCAGGCGCGAGCAGCUGCAGAAAAGCUAAUCGCUGCGGAACUCCCGUUGGAGUCUCGGACCACCAUUCAUUCGUCCAUUCCGGCCUUUCCUGAGACAAGGCUAUCCCCCCUCAUCCAGCAGGAGGUUGACCGCAAGGCGGCUGGAUUGCCCUGGGCUGGCGGAAUCGACCUCUCCCGCUAUGAAGCCCCCGAGGCGCCUGCUAAAUCCUCAGAUGGAACACCCGACCUUGAAGGAUGGAAACGGACAUUGCAAAAGGCUUACACCGCCAGCUCCCAUCUAUCGAUGAGACACGAGAACCUGGCACUGCUGGAGGAGAACGGAAAGAAUGCUUGGCUUAUUGGCAAUUCCCAGCUGGAAGACAUACUACGGGGGCUUGAGAAGGAGCUGGCCGAAGUGAAGGAGGCUGCGGACACGGUGAACAAGGAGAGAAAGCUCGCCCAGGAAGCCCACAAGGGGGAGAUUGUGGGGUUGGAGGAGUCAUGGAGACGAGGCGUUGGUGCCAUUCUCGAUGUGGAAUUGGCUGCAGAGGGCCUGCGUAUGCAGAUCCUUGAGCAAAGGCGCCAACUGGCGCAGCAGCAUGCGCAGUAA